Molecule: messenger RNA, 2148 nt
Organism: Strongyloides ratti
Lineage: Eukaryota; Metazoa; Nematoda; Chromadorea; Rhabditida; Strongyloididae
Exons: 2
Coding region: 1-2148 (715 amino acids)
Source: RefSeq, a predicted model, not a curated record
AUGUAUCGACCAUAUGCAGAUUCUUAUUAUGUUGCCCCUGGAUUUGGAAUGGGAUCAGCUUAUAUUGGAGGAGCUCAAUGUUAUCCACCAGUAGUUGGAACUCCUCUUGUUGGUGGAGCAGUAGUUGCACCUGGUAUUGGUUUUGGUACUCCACUUAAAGAUAAUAAGAAUUUUGACGGUUAUCAUUAUCAAAAUAGUGGAUAUACAGAAAAUAAUUAUCAAAAAAACGGAGGACAUCAACAACAAUAUUUGAAUAAUUAUAGGAAUCCAAAAAUUAAUGAGGUUGAUGAUUCAUUUAAUGAUAUCAAUUCUCUUCAACACUCCUCAUUUAAUAAUAAUAAUUCUUUUUAUGAUAAAGGUCAAUUUUUACAUACUAAUAAUAUUUCAUAUAAUAAAGUACCAACAUUUUCAAAAAAAGAAGAAGAGAAUCAUUCACAUUCCCUGCCAAUUUUUGAAAAUUAUUUAGAUAUAUCCUAUAACGAAGCUCCUAAUUUAAAUUCAUAUAAUCAACAUCCUCAACAUACUACAUCAUCUUUUUAUUCAUCUAAUCAUCAAUAUAAUCCUAAACAACUUUUUAAUAACGAAGAUUAUCAAUCACCAAGUAAAACAAAUAAUUUGUACCUUCAUCAUCAAUCUGCGGCACCUCCAGUUUCAGAGAAGAUACCAUCAUUAUUGACAUCCGUAGAUACUAGUUGCCUAGACGAUAUAUUAAUUAAUGCCGAUAUGUCUAAAUCAUCCUCACAUUGGAAAUCAUCAUUUAAUGGAAUACGUGAAAAAUAUAGUAAUGGUUAUUUUAAUGAUUCCUAUAAUGAUCAUAAAAAUUAUUCAUCUACAUCACAUAGUUUACCUAGAAGAAAUGAUACAUCUAAUUAUUUAAUGAAAAGUACUUCUUAUCAUACAAUUGCUUCUCCAAGAAAAAUUGAUGAUAAUAAAGGACUAUUACAAGCAGCUGUUGAAAGAAGAGUACAUGAAUCACUUGAAUUACCAUCAUCAUAUCCUUCACAGGGACGUAAACCAGGUACAGAUAUGGGAACAUUUUGGUUAAAUACAAUUCGUAAAAGUCCUAUAAAACAAAUUAUGACUGCAGCUGAGAGAUUAGAAAAAUUACAAGAACCAGCUUAUGUAAACUCUUAUCAUAAUAGUGGUGAUAAAAUUAUUAAACGUACAUUUAUAUCAAAUACAUUACCUAUAAAACGUUCUGAUAACAAUUCUGUUGCAUCAAGAAAAGCAAUUUUUUCAUCACCAAAAUCAAAUGAAAUAAUAGAAAGUAGGAUGUCGUCAUAUAAAUCACCAACAAAUCAUAAAAAUAUCACUUCACCACAUAUUGAUUUAUCAGAUCUAGAAGAUGCUGUAGCUCAAUUGACAACAAAAAAUGAACAUCAUAUUAAUAAUAAUUCAUCCUCAAAAAUAUUUUCAUCAUCUCUUUCAGCUGGUUUGCAUCGUUUCCCAAUAGGUGAUGAAUAUAAUAAUAAUAAUAAUAAUAAUAGAUAUAAUACAACAAAUAAAUAUUUAUCUAAUAUUCAUUCACCAUCACCAGAUUCUGGAGGUGAUAUUUCACAAUCCUGUCCAACUGAUUUACCACAUCCAAAACCAAAACAUAAUUUAAGAGAACAAAUUAUUAAUGCUAGUAUACAAUCAACACCAUUUAUUAAUGAAAGACAAAUAUCUCCUAGUAGAAUAAUAUUUCCAAUUACUAAUACAGGACAGGUUGCUAAUAAAAUUUCAAAUUAUGAAAAAAAACAUUCUUCUCCAACACCACCUAAUUUAUUACAAUUAGCUUCACAAUUAAAUGGAAAUGGAAUGUAUCCAUCAAAUAUUGAUGAAACAUCUAGAUCAACAUCAUCUUCACCAUGCCUAUCACCGGUAGCAUUAUCACCCAAAUCAUCAGUUUUUAGAACUAAACCUAUUAUACAAUUUGGUGCAAAUUCUUAUAGUUCCAGUUCUUCUCAUAGUAAUUCAACCAGUCCUUGCACAGUCAAUUUUCAAAUAUCUACACCAACUAUAAAUGGUUUUCAAAAUAAUAAUAAUAAUACAACAAAAUCUUAUACUCUUAAUACUAAUAAUAAUAUCUAUAAACAUCAAGAUCCAUCAACAACAUAUAAUGUAUAUCAAGUAAGUUUUAAUAAUAAAAAUAUUAAAAAAAAAUAA